Physeter macrocephalus (sperm whale) is the source of this 3775-nucleotide messenger RNA. It is a transcript of the gene SLC35D4, whose product is annotated as transmembrane protein 241. The record is from RefSeq and is a predicted model, not a curated record. The transcript is spliced from 14 exons. The coding region runs from base 84 to 986 and encodes 300 amino acids. Gene Ontology annotation, cellular component: Golgi apparatus. NCBI's taxonomy places the organism in Eukaryota, Metazoa, Chordata, Mammalia, Artiodactyla, Physeteridae. Gene Ontology annotation, molecular function: antiporter activity; GDP-fucose transmembrane transporter activity.
AGCAGCAGCGUUGGCGGGGGCCAGGCUCGCGCGGCGGCCGUGGGCCUCCUGCGGGGUCCCCGGGAAGGGGCGCAAAUUAACAGAUGUGCAUGAGGAGGUGCCUGGUCGGCCUCACGUUUUGUACCUGCUACCUGGCUUCUUACCUCACGAACAAGUAUGUCCUGUCUGUCUUGAAAUUUACCUACCCUACAUUAUUCCAAGGGUGGCAGACAUUAAUUGGUGGACUUUUGCUUCAUGUGUCAUGGAAACUGGGCUGGGCGGAGAUCAACAGCAGUUCAAGAUCUGAUGUUUUGACAUGGCUUCCUGCUUCAGUGCUGUUUGUGGGUAUCAUCUAUGCUGGUUCCAGAGCACUUUCCAGACUGGCCAUUCCUGUGUUUUUCACUUUGCAUAAUGUAGCCGAAGUUAUCAUCUGUGGGCACCAGAAGUGUUUUCAGAAAGAGAAAACAUCUCCUGCAAAGAUCUGUAGUGCCCUCUUUCUCCUGGCUGCCGCAGGGUGCCUGCCGUUCAACGACUCCCAGUUUGAUCCAGAUGGUUAUUUCUGGGCUGUAAUUCACUUAUUCUGCGUAGGGGCUUAUAAGAUACUACAGAAAUCCCAGAAACCCAACGCGUUAAGUGACAUUGACCAGCAGUACUUAAACUAUCUAUUCAGUGUGGUGCUCCUGGCAUUUGCAUCUCACCCCACAGGUGAUCUCCUCAGCGUCCUGGACUUUCCGUUCCUGUAUUUCUACAGAUUCCAUGGCAGCUGCUGUGCCAGUGGAUUUUUAGGAUUCUUUCUCAUGGUCAGCACAGUGAAGCUAAAAAGCCUUAUGAGCCCGGGGCAGUGUGCAGCCUGGAUUUUCUUUGCUAAGCCUCCUGCUCGGCGGCCUUGGAGAGGGCUUGCUGGUUUUCUCAGAGCGGAAGGGCUCCUAAACACAGGGAAAGUGGGCUCCCAGGCUGCAGGUGGAGAACACCGCCCUGGGCUUUGGAGCUCCCUGUCCCGGCGAUAGAAAGAAGAAAGCAAGAACGAUGAGACACUGCGGCUCGCUGCGUCGAGGAGAACUUUUUCUGGGGUCUCUGGGCCGCCGCAGAGAGUGGACUGUGUCGAGAGGCUCCCACAAGCCCUGCUGACUGUGCUGUGAGCCCAGCUGUGCAGAAACGGAUGCUGGAUUUCACCUGCAUGGGGAUGGCUCCGCCCACCUUGAUUACCACGCAAGCGUCCUUACUAAACACCCUACCCAGAUGAGCGUUCACUGCCUGCUGGUGGGCCCAAGGUAUUGUGUUGCCUUUCUGGUUUUGUUUUGUGAUUUUACAUCCUUGGAGACUCCUCCGGGGGGCACCCUUUCCGUGCUGUCAGGCUGGCUUGCCUAGAACUCACACUCCCCCACCUAGGGGCGCAGAGAGAAUUCCUCGAGCGGGGCUUCCACUGGGGGUGGGGGUGGAGGAGGUAAAUGGGGGUUCUGGGCCAAGUAAGACACCAGCAAGGACACUACUUCUCCAGAGUGCGUGCUGAAGCCUUUUUAUGGUUGUGUGUUGGGUUGAAUUCCACACACCCUUUUUUGCCUACCAUUAGGUUAACUUGGUACUAAUGAUUACCAGAGGGAAUAGGAUUAAUAAGCACUGGUGGAGGAAACAGCAAACAAACAUAGAUAUGUAAAUGCACACACAGUUAUAUUCAUAAUCCAUUUAAUUCCCUGAUACCUCAGAGGAGGUUUCAGAUCAUUGAACACUGAAAUAUAUUUUUCAGGCCAGAUUAAAAAUAGGAUGAAAACUCUAAACCUUGCCUUUAUGGGAGUCAAAAGAAAUGAAUUUGCAUGAAAUGCUCAUUUGAUUCUGAACCCCAAUGAAGGUUUAAGAAAAUAAUGUCUAGCUCCAAAUAUUCCUGCUCAUAAUAGGUUUUCUGAAUGCAUUAUACUCUGCCAGGUGUCAGUUUUGGUCAUUUUGAGACGUCGAAGGUAAUGAAGUCCAGGGAGGAUCCAGGCCCUGCAGGGUUGGACACCCCGUUGGUGAUGAAGGACCACCUCCAGCAUCUGGGAAACAAGCCUUGUCCAUUCUUGGUCUUGUGAAGACUAAGGUCAGCUCAGUCAGGCCAUUCUUCCUGCAGUUUUUUCUCCAAGUUGUUGAAAAAAGAAACAGAAGUUGAAACAAAUAGGAAUGGAUUAGUAUAUUUGGACCUUGAGUACCUUAAAUUCAUUUCCUUGUCUUUUCCUGGUCUCUGCUUGUCAUUUAAGGUAAACAUGUUCAGAGAGACCUUUAUACAUAUAUAGUUUCACUUUGCUUUUUGUUCCUAAUCUGAGAUGUCAAACCUUCUACCUAGGAUCAAAUAGAAAAUCUGCGUUUACAAUUUUCUUUGUUCUUUUGCUCCCACAAAACCGUGUCUGUGCACCUGAGGCCAGUUCUCUCUUUGCAGAAAGUGGCGUCUGUCCAAAUGUCAUCUUAUGUCUGUCUUUCCAAGUUUCAUUUGAGCAAAUGGAGAUUCCUAAGGCUAGAAAGAGCCAUGUACAGUUAACAAACCCCGUCCCCUGUUCCAGCAGGACUGACCUCAGAAACUUCUGCAGCAGACAGAGAAAAACAAAUACUGUACGACAUCACUUAUAUGUGGAAUCUAAAAAAUAAUACAAAUGUAUGUAUUUGCAAAACAGAAACAGAUAUAGAAAACAAACUAGUGGUUACCAAAAAGGAGAGGGAAGGGAAGAGGCAAAUUAGGGGUAUGGGAUUAAGAGAUACAAACUACUAUAUAUAAAAAAAGAUGAGCAACAAGGAUAUACUGUACAGCACAGGGAAUUAUAGCCAUUAUCUUGUAGUAACUUUUAAAGGAGUAUAGUCUAUAAAAAUAAUGAAUCACUAUGCUGUACACCUGAAAGUUAAUACAAUAUUGUAAAUCAACGAUACUUCAAUAAAAGAAAUAAAUGUACCUCAAAAAACCAAAAAACAAAAUUUCUGCUGCAGAGUUUUAGACCCUUUGUUUUUUCUUUUUAAAGAAUCUCUAACAAGGAUUUUUUUUGGUUUUUGUUUGUGUGAUUUUUUAAACUUCAUUCCAGGGUCCCAUUGUUUUUAAAAUCUCAGGUCUUUUCUUACUUUGACACUAGCAAGAGGCAAAGGAUAAGAUGUUUCUUCAAUAUACCAUCCUGUUUCCUUCAGCUUCCAUUUCUUCUUGGGAUUUUUUCUUCAAGCUUUUACCACCAUCUUUUAUGCCCAAGUUCACAUGCUUGGCAACUUAGGGUGAGCCUAGAGGGCUGUAAAUCAAGGGACUGGCCUGGAUUACCUCUCUCAUUCUCUGUGGCUCUCUGGGCCCCUGGCCCCCCUGGUGGGGAAUCCUAAGGUUACCCCCGCACUCCCUUUUACCCGAAAUGAUCCAUUUGGUUAUGUCCUAUCUGGGUCAUGUCCUUGCUGGCCCCGUGUCAAAGCCAGGGUGUUUUGUCUUUUUAUUUGUCCAAAUAAAGAAUACGCUUUCUGUCAGGAGAAGCAAAGUUCUGUGUGAUUGUGUAUUAUUACUAAUCUGCUAUGGAUAUACGGAAAAAUAAACCAUUUAUUUUCUUGGUAAUUGGCCUUUCUCUUCUCUUCAGCCUUGACAGGAGAGUAUUGCAGAAAAGGUUGUUAUCCUUGGGGAGUGAGUUCUUGCAUCUUAAACACAGGCCCAGACUUCUACCAGCAUCCAGGCCACUUAGCUCUGCAGAGGAAGGUCCACCCAACUCCUCCUUCUAGCCCUGCCCUGUCCCAUAGGGUAACCACCAGCCAUGUGUGGCCAUUGAGUACUGAGAGGGUGCCCCACCCCUACCUACCCCGAUGGUAUUUACAC